Molecule: messenger RNA, 1816 nt
Organism: Phaeodactylum tricornutum CCAP 1055/1
Lineage: Eukaryota; Bacillariophyta; Bacillariophyceae; Surirellales; Neidiaceae
Gene: HAT
Product: histone acetyltransferase
Exons: 1
Coding region: 250-1812 (520 amino acids)
Biological process (GO): subtelomeric heterochromatin formation
Cellular component (GO): nucleus
Molecular function (GO): histone H4 acetyltransferase activity
Source: RefSeq, a predicted model, not a curated record
AUGGUAGAUUCUAGAUUCCAGCUCUAUGGUCACAGUCAGAAUGUCGCGAGCGUUUCUUCGACUUGCUGGAUUCGACCGGACGACGAAGAGACAUUUCGUACGAGAUCGAUCGACUGGGGUUUUGACCUGGACGAUCACCAAUCGUAGCAUAGAAAUCCCUUCCGAAGACACACGUCCGUUCGGUCUCGUUUCGUUCCACAACAUACCGAUCGACCCGUGAGCCGUCGCCACCACCACCACGGUGUAUGUAUGGGGACUACGAAUCCACCAACGAGACGAGACGGAAUGACGAUGGAAGCAACCACGGACGAGCCCAAAUGGAGUAGUGCGGCGUUGUGCAUCGAGCUCCGCUUGCUCGACCAAACCUUCCGUCCCGAGUAUACACACCAAUGCUUUCCCGGGGAACGUAUUCGUGGUUACCAACCACUACGAUCCGUGUUGCCUACCGAUCUGUAUCAUACUUCUUACGCACAACAUGAUCAAGCGUUGCGAGAAUUGGCCGUCCGAGUGACGUUGGCUCCAUCGUGUCAGACCUGUGUCGUUGAAGUGGAGACUGCUGCGAAGCGAAUGUUGCGGAGAAACUCACAACGAACGCCAACAAAACGUCACCGCACGGCCGACCAACAAGUUGCGUUAAAUACUGAGGAAGGGAACAACAGUGACGAGGACGAUCCAUCGGUCGAUGCGAGUGUCGAAAACUCGACCGAAGCGACCGAAGAAGAAACCUCUGAAUACGAAGAGGGUGACGACAGUGCCGCGGUCGUCGACCCAAACGAAGGAUCCACCAGACAGCGACGCAUGCCUGUUGCGGAUAUUCGUCAACAGCUGAGUUUGGCGCUUCCGGUACUCACCGAGACGCGAGAUUUACAGCAUUGCGCGAACGCGUUUCUACGUCGUCCGCUCGGGACAAUCGUGGAAUCCUAUACCCGGAAAGGAAUGGAAUUCGUCGUGACACUCGCGGAUGGUCGGACUCCUUCCGUAGCCGAGUUUCACCACAAUGCCCAACGACUCGCGCUAUUCUUCAUCGAAAACGCCGACGGCGUGGACGUGGCGUCUGUGGAGGAAGGACACUGGAAGGUCCUCUACGUCUUUCGAAAACAUUCGACAACCAAACAAUAUUCCCUUGUUGCCUACACCACUUUGUUUCAUUUCUCGUCACCCUUUCGCAAGCCCACACCCGGAAUUAUUGUUCGCGUUUGUCAAGUCCUCGUCUUGCCUCCCUACCAGCGGCAAGGACACGGCCGAGACAUGCUUCAAGCCGUCUACCGGUACGCACACGGCCAAUACAAGGAGUUUCCGUCGCACGGGGAGAGCCAACGAGAGUAUCAGAUUGUGCAGGUCAACGUGGAGGACCCAGCCCCGGCCUUUACGGCCUUGCGGAACCGGGUCGAUUACCAGCACGUCAAACUUCCCGAAGCAUUCCGAGCCAUGGAUGUUACGCAAACCGAUUUUUUCGGCUCGUUGCCGGAACCCCAGGCACUGGCAAUAGCGGAAGACGCCAAAGUUACGGUACGCCAAAUUCACACGGUGUACGAAAUGGAUCGUUGGCAACGUCUACAAGCGUACACGGCCAGUGCCCAGGACAACGACGCUCCACCAGCCGAGACGGCUCGCCGGGACGCACUAGAAAAAGCCUACCGUUUGCUCGUGAAACGACGGCUCAACAAGCUACACCGGGAGGAAUUGAGUGCGUUUCGGGUCAAGACUGAAAUGCAAGAUGCCUUGGCCAAGCUAUACGACGAGCAAGUGCAAGGCUAUCAAGCUAUUCUUGAAAGUUUGGAGGCCAGUCAAACAAAGGAACGUAAAAUAUAAUCCU